AUGAGUUCUAUCACCCCAUACAAAAUUGCCGUUCCAGACGAGCAGCUCCAGCAACUUCGCCAAAAAUUGGAGCAGACCAACUUUCCUGAUGAACUCGAUGCUUCCGGGUGGGAUAUGGGUGUUCCUCUCCAUGAGAUCAAACGGCUUGCUGCCGUAUGGCGUGAUGAAUUCAAUUGGCGCGCGCAAGAAUCAAAAUUGAACGAAACUUUCAAGCAGGUGAACGUUCGAGUUGGCGUGGAUGGUUUUGGAGACUUGGAUAUCCAUGCUGUGCAUCACAAAAGUGGAAAUUCGAGGGCUAUUCCAUUACUAUUUAUCCAUGGAUGGCCUGGCAGCUUCCUGGAGGCAACCAAGCUGAUCCCACUACUCACUAAAAGCGACGGAGACGGACCAGUAUUCGAUGUCGUAGCGCCUUCAUUACCAAAUUUUGGAUUUUCCCAGGGUGUCAAAAAGAGAGGAUUCGGCCUGGCACAAUAUGCCGAAACUAUCCACAAAGUAAUGAUAGCACUGGGUUACGACGAAUACGGCAAGCCAGUGAUCCAAGGAGGGGACUGGGGCAGCAUGAUCGCACGCACCAUAGCCCAGUUCUACUCUCAACACACGCAAGCCAUUCACCUGAACUUCAUACCCGUCACACCACCCUACCCAUGGCGAAGCCCGUACCAGUUUAUCAAAUCGUUAAUCUCAGUGCCCUUCUCGGCGAAAGAUCGCGGCUUCAUCGCCCGGUCAGUGGGAUAUCUCACGCGCGGCAAUGCAUAUAUGAAACAGCAGGAGACACGUCCCCAGACUCUGGGCUACGGGCUCCACGAUAGUCCCAUCGGGCUGCUGGCUUGGAUAUAUGACAAAAUGCACAGUUGGUCUGACGAUUAUCCCUGGACAGACGAGGAGAUUUUGACUUGGGUGAGUGUGUAUUACUUUUCGACGGCUGGGCCGAUGGCUUCGACGAGAAUUUACUAUGAGGCUUCGGCGCCGAAAAGAGCGGAUGAUCAUAUGUCAGAUGGGGGAUCUCAGGUGGAUCCACAGGAGAAGGUGGAUUUGAAAUAUAUGUCGCUUGCGCAGGUUCUUGGAGCUCGGGCUCCUCAGAGCGUACGCUUUGCGGUGGCGCAGUUCCGCGAGGAACUUGUUAUGUGGCCCAUGGCGUGGUAUCGCUCUAUUGGGAAUGUUGUGCAAGAGAAAGAGUAUGAUCAUGGUGGCCAUUUUGCUGCUUGGGAGGUACCUGAGCUACUGGCUGCUGAUCUCAAGGAGUUCCUGGGUAGAGAAGGGCCAGCAUUUGGGGCAGUAGCUGACAGAGAUGGAUACUGA
This is a messenger RNA of Penicillium soppii, 1299 nucleotides long. RefSeq names its product epoxide hydrolase. The coding region runs from base 1 to 1299 and encodes 432 amino acids. Gene Ontology annotation, molecular function: epoxide hydrolase activity. The transcript has 4 exons. The record is from RefSeq and is a predicted model, not a curated record. Gene Ontology annotation, biological process: epoxide metabolic process. Lineage: Eukaryota; Fungi; Ascomycota; Eurotiomycetes; Eurotiales; Aspergillaceae.